Messenger RNA from Peronospora matthiolae, 411 nucleotides. The record is from the annotation of a GenBank genome assembly. Lineage: Eukaryota; Oomycota; Peronosporomycetes; Peronosporales; Peronosporaceae.
AUGGAAAAGGUGGUUUUGCCUAACGGUGAAGAGCGUGAGAUCGAGAUCAAGAACGCGUUAUAUGUUCCAAGUAUGAGCAAGAACCUUCUUUCAGUGCCACAGAUCACCAAGGGUGGCAGGUUCCAAGUCGUGUUUGAUGGGUACAAGAUGCAAGUAACGCGCAAGAAUUCCAAGCAAGUCGUGGAGACAGCGUACCUUGUCCAUGGACUUUACUGGCGGCGGACUCUUCAACGAUCGGCUAAUGCAGCGACACAAAAUGGGGCCAUCGACUUACACGCGCGAAUGGAUCAUGCGCCCCUCGAUGUUCUACGCAAGAUGGUGGCCACCGGCAUGAUCAAGGAAGCCAAGGCACCUCCCAACUUGACUGGGUCAAGUGUGUGUCGCGGUUGCCAGCUAGGGAAAUUGGUUUAA